AACACCUACGAUCCACCAUUAGAAGAUGGAUCUAUGCCUUCCGAACGUCUACGGAAAUUAGAGAUUGAAGCAAAUCAUGCUUUUGAUCAGUACCGUGAAAUGUACUACGAAGGAGGUGUUUCCUCUGCCUAUUUGUGGGACCUGGAUCACGGAUUUGCUGGAGUAAUUCUAAUAAAAAAAGCUGGAGAAGGAAACCAAAAAACCAAGGGAUGCUGGGACUCGAUACAUGUUGUCGAAGUUCAAGAAAAAAGUUCCGGAAGAACUGCGCACUAUAAGCUGACGUCCACUGCUAUGCUUUGGUUACAGACCCACAAACAAUCAUCUGGAACAAUCAACCUUGGUGGAAGUUUAACUCGACAGAUUGAACAAGAUGCUCCAGUAAGCGAGAGCAGCCCGCAUAUCGCGAACAUUGGUCGCAUUGUUGAAGAUAUGGAAAAUAAAAUUCGAAACACUUUGAAUGAAAUAUACUUCGGCAAAACAAAAGACAUUGUAAAUGGACUUAGAAGUAUUCCUUCCUUAGCAGACACAAAUCAACAAGCAGCAAUGAAGAAGGACUUAGCCGCCGCACUUUUAAGACGAACCGGUAAAGAAAAUUAGGUGCACGUUUUUUUGCCAUCAUCACCAAUGAACAAUUUGACUAAAUGCAAAAAUUUACUGUAAAGAAGCUUCAAUGCUGUUGCUGUUGUACUCUCUAUCGUAGGAGCGCUGGAAAAGUAGAACGAUGGUACGAGGUUUAAGAUACUAUAAAUGAACAAGCAUCGAAGACCUUCAAUAAAAUAUUAACAUAGUUUGAUAACUGAUGUAGGAGAGAAUGAAUAACAAAACGUACAUUUAGUUCAAUUUAAUUGCGCAAAUAUCAUUUCAAAAUUGGUCUUGUGUUGAAAAUUUAAUUAAUAAAAUUUCUUAUCAUAUA
Uranotaenia lowii is the source of this 913-nucleotide messenger RNA. RefSeq names its product F-actin-capping protein subunit beta (gene cpb). Gene Ontology annotation, cellular component: F-actin capping protein complex. The transcript is spliced from 2 exons. Lineage: Eukaryota; Metazoa; Arthropoda; Insecta; Diptera; Culicidae. Gene Ontology annotation, biological process: negative regulation of filopodium assembly; cell morphogenesis; regulation of lamellipodium assembly. The record is from RefSeq and is a predicted model, not a curated record. The annotation marks the transcript as partial. Gene Ontology annotation, molecular function: actin filament binding.